AGCUCGCUACUUUCAGCAAUUUAGAUCUGGCAACCCUGGCCACGACAACAACAACCUCUUCCUUAACACCACCUGACAAGAAGCCUUACAUUACUCUCUAGUUUCUCAAAGAUACAAAACAGACUGGUGAAGGAUGGCCUCUUUAGAGAAAUGGGCCAUUGGAGCACUUGAGAAGCUCGGUAUUCCCGACCCUGGGGAUAUUGUCCGAUACCUGCAGCCCAUUGACAACCCAUCAGAGGUGGAAUCCUAUUUAAUAUCAAUGCUGGAUGUGAAUCAAGCAUCUCACCAGAAAUUUAUUGAAGAAUUCAUGAUGAAACAAGAAGAGGCCAAGUCAAAUGUUGAUUCCAGAUUUUACCGAAAACCAGAUUUGGAAGAGAAUAUGGGGUUCAAAAUUAAUGAUAACAAGAAGAAACAAAAAGGUCCAAAAGAAAAUGGAGCAACCAGUGGCAAAAGCCAGAAAGAAGUGCCCUCUAGUGCUAGUUCUAGUGUUCCUAGUUUAACAACUUUAGGGAAGAAAAAGACAAAGUUUGUUAGCCUGUACUCAGAUGAAGGACAGAACAGGGAUGUAGUUUUUCUAAGUGGAAGGCACAAGUGUGAUUGCCAAGCAAGUAAGCACAAACUAAUAAACAAUUGCCUUAAGUGUGGUCGAAUUGUAUGUGAACAGGAAGGUUCGGGACCUUGUCAGUUUUGUGGAAACUUGGUAACGUCAAAAGAAGAAAAAGAAGUUCUAAGCCGAAACUCACGUAAAUCAGAGGCACUUCAAAAGCGGCUUCUUAGUGAGAAAAAUGCCGUUGUCAAUGACGCCCCUACUGAAAUUGGACAAUCGUCUGAUACUUUAAAGAAGGCUGUUGAACACAAAAAUAAACUCCUGGAGUAUGACCGCACAAGCGAAAAGAGAACCAAAGUUUUUGAUGAUGAGAGUGACUAUUUCAAUGUCAGUUCUCGGUGGUUGAGUCAGGAAGACAAGGUGAAACUUCAGAAACGGGAAGAGGAACUUAGAAGCAUAAAAUAUGACAGAAGCCAUCAGACAUUUACCAUAGAUCUCUUUGGUCGGAAGGUUAUAACUGAUGAUGCGAUAGAUGGUCUUUAUGAUCCGGAUGAUCCUUUGGUUAGAGAACUUCUUGAAGGCAAAACCACUGAUAUAUUUUCAGCUCCAGAUCGAGAAGAGUCAAGUCCACUAGUUGAGGUAAAUCGACCCCAGUAUGUAGAUACUCAUACUAAAGCUGGUAAAGCACAGAACAACAGUAAUUUUUGGAAGAUUGGUGGCAAUUUUCGUUUACAGGACCGUGAGCUACAAGAAAUGACAGAUGAAGGUGUGUGUCUGAGCAUGCAUCAGCCUUGGGCAUCACUUUUGGUGGCUGGCAUAAAAAAGCAUGAAGGAAGAAUGUGGUAUUCCCCACAUCGAGGAAGGCUCUGGAUUGCAGCUGCUUCAAAGGUACCGACCCCAGAAGAAAUAAGACAAUUAGAACAUCAGUACAGUGUUCUUUUACAGGAUGAGAACCUGCCAUUCCCACAUCAUUACCCAACUGGCUGUCUCUUAGGCUGUGUAGAUGUGACAGAUAUCCUUCCACAGGAGGAAUACCGCAGUGUUUACCCUGAUGGGGAAAGUGAUAGUCCCUAUGUCUUUGUGUGUGAAAAUCCACAAGAAAUGAUCAUCAAAUUUCCAAUUAAAGGGCAACAUAAAAUCUACAAGUUGGAUCCAAAAAUUCAUCAAGCAGCAAAGAAAGCAAUAAGGGCAAGAGAAGAAUAAUACAAACUCAUAUUAGAUUGUUCAUAUUACAUAUUAUACUUGCAUCAGUGGAACAUGAUAUAGGAUAACUUUUCAACUGCAUAAACUUUCCAUUUUGGGAUUACAUAUAUAAUUUACUUGGAUUAUUUGAACAUUGUUAAGCUCUACAUUUUUUAUUUAUGUUAAAUUGUAAUUAAAAGCAAAUACUGUACUGUAUAUGGUGGCUUUGGCUGAAUUGUUUCUGCUGUAAUUAUAAUAGUUUAAAGUAUGUUUGUGUCACUCGAUGCUAACAAGUAAAGUUUUGACAAUAUA
Procambarus clarkii (red swamp crayfish) is the source of this 2041-nucleotide messenger RNA. Its product is annotated as activating signal cointegrator 1. Gene Ontology annotation, biological process: positive regulation of DNA-templated transcription. The record is from RefSeq and is a predicted model, not a curated record. Gene Ontology annotation, molecular function: transcription coactivator activity; zinc ion binding. Lineage: Eukaryota; Metazoa; Arthropoda; Malacostraca; Decapoda; Cambaridae. Gene Ontology annotation, cellular component: nucleus.